Molecule: messenger RNA, 1693 nt
Organism: Colletotrichum destructivum
Lineage: Eukaryota; Fungi; Ascomycota; Sordariomycetes; Glomerellales; Glomerellaceae
Exons: 2
Coding region: 1-1533 (510 amino acids)
Source: RefSeq, a predicted model, not a curated record
AUGACUUCCUCCCUGGGCCUCCCAGGCCCGUCGGGAAACAACCCCAGCGACGCCGCCCUCAAUAGGCGCUGGAACAAGUUUCUCGACAUGCACAACCUCCGAACGAUCCUCCAGACGUCGCCGGCCCAGAUCGACCAGCAGCACGCCGACGCGCUCGCGGCCCUGCGUGUGCCCUACGAGCAGCGAGCCGCCGACGAGGCCUAUGUCCUGAGCAUCUGGGACCAGAUCGACCUCAUCGUCGACUACUUGCCGCCUGACGUCAACCCCGAGUGGCGGGCCCAAGAGCAGCUCCUCAAGCGCACAGCCCUGCGCCUCGCGGCCCGAAGAUCACGCCUCAAGGCGGAUAUGGAACUCUGCGAAACCCACUGGGAACCGAAUAUCUUGCCCCUCGACAUGGCUCCCAAGGGCAAGGGGGCAAGCGGGAAGAAGAUCGAGGUGGCGACGUCGCUCAUCAACACGAGUCACUACCUCGGCCACGAACCGGGCGAUCCCAUCUUCUCCUACUGCCCACUGCCCUUGACAGCGCCGAACGACGAGCGAAACUUCACUUACCGCGGCUGCGUCCCGCGCGACCCCCGCGAGGACAUGCUGCGCUUGCAGCUCCUCCUGCCCAAGGUUGUCGCGCACAUCGUUGCACUGCUCGCCUUCUCCCCCGAGAUGGUCUCGGACUUUCCUGAGAAGUGCUGGGAGCUGAUGGACCGUACCGACGACCUCGCCAGCGGCGACGACAAAUACGGCGGCCUCCUGAGCGAAAUCCGGACGCUCUGGAUGCACAAGUUUCCCGGACAAGACCCGGCAGUAUCAGCAGCGUACAUGGACUUCCUCCGGGGCCACGCGCUGGUGGGCGAGGCGGCGUGGCUGGUCUGCGGUCUGUGCCGCGGGGGCUUGGACAUCAAGUGCCCUAAGAAGAGACGCCGGUUGCGCGGUCUAUGGUAUGGGCUCCUGCCGCUCAUGGAUGUCUUGACAUUCGACAAGGAAGAAGACAUGACAACGUUUGACGGGCUGGAGACCAUCGUGGAACUGUACGUCCGAGACCAGGGCCGCAAGGCACACGAGAUGGUGUUUCGAGACGGGGAGUAUGACCGCGCGUUGCUGUACCACGAGGACGCCAUCCACAAAAAUUACUCCAUCCACUCAAUCUACGCAAACUACAACGGCCGCUACCACCCCACUGCCGGCGCCGUCUUCUACCCGGGUUCGUACCGGUUACCCCCAAGUGACCCAGCCCUCGACCCCAACGACUCCGACUCCGAACCCGUCCCGAUCUCUGACGAGGUCCUGGCCGCGUGCGACAGCAUCAACUGGCGCAUUGGAACCCCUGCCGAACCAGCACAGGCCGGACCACCCGAGCCAGUCGUUCCUGCAGCAGUAGCAACAGCAGCGAAGAGAAAGAGAAAAGAGACCGGAGUGAAAGCCGCCGCCUCCACCGCCACCGCAACCGAUCAGAAACCAUCGCGAAAGAGAAAAGGAGGCCGACCCCCGAAAGCUCGCGCCGCCGCUCCUCUACCACCCUCGAAUCCCACCGCCAACUGAGUCGUCGCCUCCUCGGCCCUCCCUCGAUUCCGCCGACAACGAAAUCGCAGCGGCCCUAACCGGCUCCGUCAUCUCGAUCCGAGCCAGAGGCUGACUCCCCUUGACGCCGAACUAGCCCGCGUAGCCUCUAUAUACCACGCAACCACACGCACGCAACCCG